Messenger RNA from Alligator mississippiensis (American alligator), 1763 nucleotides. RefSeq names its product LIM homeobox 8 (gene LHX8). The record is from RefSeq and is a predicted model, not a curated record. The transcript has 9 exons. Gene Ontology annotation, molecular function: RNA polymerase II transcription regulatory region sequence-specific DNA binding; DNA-binding transcription factor activity, RNA polymerase II-specific. Gene Ontology annotation, biological process: neuron differentiation; regulation of transcription by RNA polymerase II; forebrain neuron development. The coding region runs from base 95 to 1228 and encodes 377 amino acids. Gene Ontology annotation, cellular component: nucleus. NCBI's taxonomy places the organism in Eukaryota, Metazoa, Chordata, Crocodylia, Alligatoridae.
UAAAAAAGAGGGAGCGGGGCGGCGGGGCGUCGCGUGCCGGGAGCGCUGCGCUGCGCCUUGCGGAGUUGGUAUGUGACAGAGGCCGGGCAGUGCCAUGUAUUGGAAGAGCGACCAGAUGUUCGUGUGUAAACUGGAGGACAAGGACAUCCCAGCGCUUGGCAUUUCCGCCGAGAAGUUCCCGGGGCUCAUGGCCGAGGAGGGCGGGCGAGCGGCGGCGCUGGCGGGGGGCAGGAGGCGGAGAAGCGCCGGGGAAGGGGGCCUGGUGAGCCCGGAGGCGGCCGGGGACGAGGACUCGUGCUCUUCCUCCGCGCCGCUGUCCCCCUCCUCCUCGCCCCGGUCCAUGGCCUCGGGCCCCGGCUGCCCCCCCAGCAAGUGCGUGUGCAGCAGCUGCGGCCUGGAGAUCGUGGACAAGUACCUGCUCAAGGUAAAUGAUCUGUGCUGGCAUGUACGCUGUCUCUCGUGCAGUGUUUGCAGAACUUCUCUAGGAAGGCAUACCAGCUGCUAUAUCAAAGAUAAAGACAUCUUCUGCAAACUUGAUUAUUUCAGACGGUAUGGAACCCGUUGUUCACGCUGCGGUAGACACAUCCAUUCUACUGACUGGGUCCGAAGGGCUAAAGGAAAUGUGUAUCACUUGGCAUGCUUUGCCUGCUUCUCCUGCAAAAGACAGCUUUCCACUGGGGAGGAGUUUGCUUUGGUUGAAGAGAAAGUCCUUUGUAGAAUACACUACGACUGUAUGUUGGACAACCUAAAAAGAGAAGUUGAAAAUGGGAAUGGGAUUAAUGUGGAAGGAGCAUUAUUAACAGAACAAGAUGUUAAUCAUCCAAAACCAGCAAAAAGAGCUCGGACCAGCUUCACAGCAGAUCAACUCCAGGUUAUGCAAGCACAGUUUGCUCAGGACAACAAUCCAGAUGCACAGACCCUACAAAAACUGGCAGAAAGAACAGGCUUGAGCAGGCGUGUGAUACAGGUGUGGUUUCAAAACUGUAGAGCACGUCAUAAGAAACAUGUUAGUCCUAAUCACUCAUCUACUGCUCCUGUCACAGCAGUUCAACCAUCUAGGCUGUCUCCACCAAUGUUAGAAGAAAUGGCAUACUCUGCAUAUGUACCCCAAGAUGGGACUAUGUUAACUGCUCUACAUAGUUAUAUGGAUGCUCAUUCACCUACAGCUCUUGGACUCCAGCCCUUGCUACCCCAUUCUAUGACACAACUGCCAAUAAGUCACACCUAAUUCCUUUCUUUCAGGGAUAUAAGCUAUUGAGGAUGUAAUCUCAAGAGUCAUUUAUUGUGUAUUAAAAUAUCAUUGAAAAGAUAUUAAUGUUAAUUUUUUAAUUUAACAUCCAAAGCGUUUUCAAGACCAUGCCCAAUAUGUAAGUAUAGUUGGCCUGCAAGACACUUUUAUGGAUUCUGCAUAAAUAACUAUUAUGUUGUUUACAAGACUUAUUGAAAACACCUUUUUUGUAUUGUCUGGAAGUAGUCCACUCUAGUUAUGUGUUUGUUAAUUUAUUUGUCAUCAAAAAGAGCACUUUGCCUAACAGAAAGGACUGACAAUUGUGCAAAAUGUUUACAACUCUUUGUGAAAUUGUAGCUUAUCAUUUGUUUGUACCUGUAAGUUAUUGUUAUAAAAAAAGUACUACCUGUAUUUGAGUUAUAUACAGCCUAUACUUUAAAGCUUAUGUCUGAGUUGGCUAAAAUAAAUUUCAGUUGCAAAUAUUUUCAAAAUGGAACCGAAUAAACUUUCUGCUGUAGCAUGCUAAGCAAACACA